CAAACUUGGCUUACCAUCACCUACAACUCUACCCGGUACCGCCAUUGAGGUACCAUUUGCGUUUGUGGGAGACGAAGCUUUUCCACUUCAGCGCAAUAUGCUUCGUCCGUAUCCUGGGAGAAAUUUGGCUGAUCCUGAGGCAGUGUUUAACUAUCGCUUGAGCCGUUCCAGAAGAGUCAUUGAGAACAGUUUUGGUAUCCUGGCUGCCAGAUGGCGUCUCUUUAGGAGGCCGAUAAUUGCUUCUCCAGAUCACGUAGUGCUUUUCACCCAAGCAGCAAUAGCCCUACACAACUACCUGCGAACUACUGAGUCAACAGUUUACUGCCCACGCGGAUUUAGUGAUGCAGAGGAUGGAGCAGGGAACGUCACUGAAGGAGCCUGGAGAAGUGAGGUGGAUGGUGAUAAUGGAUUGAGCAGGAUAGGCUCUGUAGGAAGCAAUAUGUAUAGUAGAUCUGCAGCUACAUGUAGGGACACUAUUCGCGACUACUUUAUGUCCUCUGAAGGAGAGGUGACAUGGCAGUACAACCACAUCCAUCGUACAGAAUACUAG
Messenger RNA from Corticium candelabrum, 550 nucleotides. RefSeq lists its product as uncharacterized. NCBI's taxonomy places the organism in Eukaryota, Metazoa, Porifera, Homoscleromorpha, Homosclerophorida, Plakinidae. The record is from RefSeq and is a predicted model, not a curated record. The coding region runs from base 98 to 550 and encodes 150 amino acids. The transcript has a single exon.